AUGAUGUGGAAGCAUCAUUGUCCUUCGAAGGCUAAAACACUAGGCUUCUGCCCCUCGGGCGCUCCCACGGCCCUGUCCCCGCCCCCUCGCCGUUCGGUAGCCAGCGGGGAUGGAGCGGCCCGGGGAUGGGCGGAGCCUCCCGGCCGCAUAUCCCACAAUGCCCCGGGACCGGAAGAGGGAGCUGUGGUUUUUGGAACUUCCCUCGCCACUCCGGGCGUUUGCUCUGUCGGGCUGGUGGCGGGUUGGUGUGUGUUUGUUAUGGCCGCCGCCGUCGCUAUGGAGACAGAUGAUGCUGGAAAUCGACUUCGGUUUCAAUUGGAGUUGGAAUUUGUGCAAUGUUUAGCCAACCCAAAUUACCUUAAUUUUCUUGCCCAAAGAGGUUACUUCAAAGACAAAGCUUUUGUUAAUUAUCUUAAAUACUUGCUUUACUGGAAAGACCCAGAAUAUGCCAAGUAUCUAAAGUACCCUCAGUGUUUACACAUGUUAGAGCUGCUCCAGUAUGAACACUUCCGAAAGGAGCUGGUGAAUGCCCAGUGUGCGAAAUUUAUUGAUGAACAGCAGAUUCUACACUGGCAGCACUAUUCCCGGAAGCGGAUGCGCCUUCAGCAAGCCUUGGCAGAGCAGCAACAGCAAAAUAACACAUCGGGGAAAUGAAAAACUGGAUACAGAUGAGGCUCUGAAGAUAUAUAUAUAUAUAUAUAUAUAUAUAAAAUGUAUUUCUUAUGUACAGUGAAGACAAAAAAAAUGAAAACUCUUCCUAUCUAGCUUUAUUAUGGUAGCAUCUAGAACUGUUAGUAUGCUUUUUAAUCAAACUAACUUUUUAUUGUUAAUAGACUAUCACUGUUAAACCUGAA
This is a messenger RNA of Callithrix jacchus (white-tufted-ear marmoset), 854 nucleotides long. RefSeq names its product mediator complex subunit 31 (gene MED31). The record is from RefSeq and is a predicted model, not a curated record. Gene Ontology annotation, molecular function: transcription coregulator activity. Gene Ontology annotation, biological process: regulation of DNA-templated transcription. Gene Ontology annotation, cellular component: mediator complex. NCBI's taxonomy places the organism in Eukaryota, Metazoa, Chordata, Mammalia, Primates, Cebidae.